CAAAGUGGCUUGUAGGUUGUUGUUUGGUGCUUUGUGGCUUACAAUGGCUCAGGUAGUCAUUUUUAUUUUUAUGCUUAUGACACCUGCUGUUUCAAGAAGACAUUUUUUUAGUGAGAAGCCAAGUUGUUACCAGCCAGUGGCCAGGAAACCUGGUUUUGGGGUGAAAACUGCAGCUAGUCCUUUUGAACUCCUGAACCUCAUUCAACUGCCAAAGUCCUGGGACUGGAGGAACGUAAAUGGCAUCAACUAUGCCAGUAUCACUCGUAACCAGCACAUCCCUCAAUACUGUGGCUCUUGCUGGGCUCACGGCAGCACCAGUGCAAUGGCAGACCGUAUCAACAUCAAGCGGAGAGGAGAGUGGCCAUCUGCUUAUCUGUCUGUCCAACACGUGGUAGCCUGCGCUGAGUCUGGGACCUGUCGAGGGGGGGACCAUAAAGGGGUGUGGGAGUAUGCCCACAAACAUGGCAUCCCUGACGAAACCUGCAACAACUAUCGAGCAGUUGACCAGAAAUGCAAUGGACUCGCUGCAUGUGGGACUUGCACAAUGUCAGGGUGCAGUCACGUGCAGAACUACACACUGUGGAAAGUGGGUGACUUUGGAGCCAUUAGUGGACGAGAUGAUAUGAUGGCAGAAAUCUAUGCUCGAGGACCAAUCAGCUGUGGGAUCAUGGUCACAGAGAAACUUGAUGCAUACACUGGGGGUCUGUACUCUGAGUAUGUCUGGAAUCUUGACCUCAACCACAUCGUGUCGGUGGCGGGAUGGGGAGUAGAAAAUGGAACCGAGUACUGGAUUGUACGCAACUCCUGGGGAGAGCCAUGGGGUGAGAAGGGCUGGCUAAGGAUUGUGACAAGUGCCUACAACGGAGGAAGUGGAAGCCACUACAAUCUGGGUUUGGAGGAAGACUGCAUGUAUGGAGAUGUGAUUGUGCCCUCGACUUAUUAGUAGCUAUUAAGGACCAUGCAUUUAAAUUAACUAUAAGAUUUGAGUCUAAUUAAAAUUUUAAGAUCCAUGGUGUCAUGAUUGUAA
This is a messenger RNA of Monopterus albus (swamp eel), 1027 nucleotides long. RefSeq names its product cathepsin Z-like. The transcript is spliced from 6 exons. The coding region runs from base 44 to 943 and encodes 299 amino acids. The record is from RefSeq and is a predicted model, not a curated record. Gene Ontology annotation, molecular function: cysteine-type peptidase activity. Gene Ontology annotation, biological process: proteolysis. Lineage: Eukaryota; Metazoa; Chordata; Actinopteri; Synbranchiformes; Synbranchidae.